Molecule: messenger RNA, 1758 nt
Organism: Cladophialophora yegresii CBS 114405
Lineage: Eukaryota; Fungi; Ascomycota; Eurotiomycetes; Chaetothyriales; Herpotrichiellaceae
Product: MFS transporter, SP family, sugar:H+ symporter
Exons: 6
Coding region: 1-1758 (585 amino acids)
Biological process (GO): transmembrane transport; carbohydrate transport
Cellular component (GO): plasma membrane
Molecular function (GO): carbohydrate:proton symporter activity
Source: RefSeq, a predicted model, not a curated record
AUGGGGUACCUCGACAAGUUUCAUAGGCCCGAGUUGACUCGCGAGUCACUCGGCCUGACCAACUGGGUGAAGUACGACAAGUACAAUCCUCACGCCGAGGGUGCGACAGACGCGAGAAAGUCAUUGGCGAACCUGGACUACUCCCCACUCCGUCGAGUAACAAUGGCAUCCUUCUUGAUGGGCGUUGCCAUCUCUAUGGGCGGUUUCAUCUUCGGUUAUGACACUGGUCAGAUUUCCGGCUUCCUAGCCAUGCCCGACUUUUUGGAAAGAUUCGGUCAACGACACAGCGACGGGACUCCCUACUUCAGCAAUGUUCGGUCAGGCCUCAUUGUAUCUUUAUUGUCGAUCGGCACCUUGAUCGGAGCUCUUGUUGCUGGGUUCGUCGCCGAUGUCAUCGGCCGGAGACUUAGCGUUACCUUUUGGUGUGUUGUCUUCUCCGUCGGUACCAUUGUCAUGAUAUCUGCAGAGCACCACUGGUAUCAGGUCAUGAUGGGCAGAUGGGUAGCAGGUCUUGGUGUCGGCGCCCUCUCACUGCUUGUGCCCAUGUACAUGGCUGAGACUUCUCCCCGCCAUAUCCGUGGCGCUCUGAUCAGUACAUACCAGCUUUUUAUCACCUUUGGUAUCUUCUUCGCUUCAUGUGUGAAUUUCGGGACCUACGAGCACCAAAGACACAAUUCCAGUUCGUGGAGAAUCCCACUCGGCCUCAACUUCCCCUGGGCUUUUAUUCUGGGUGGAGGGAUUCUCUUCUUCUCCGACACUCCGAGAUACCUAUACAGAAAGGGGCAUAAAGAGGAGGCCAAGCGGAUCAUGGAGAAAGUCUACGGCGCUCCCGCCAACCACUACGCCAUCCACGUCGAGUUGGAAGAAAUCGAGGCCAAGCUCCGCGCUGAAGCUAACAAGGAAGGGCCUCUCGCCGAAUGGUUCCACAUGUUCCGGGCCCCCAAGAUGGCAUAUCGCAUCGCACUGGGCAUGACAUUGCAGAUGUUCCAGCAGCUGACGGGCGCGAAUUACUUUUUCUACUAUGGUACUGUGAUUUUUCGAGCAACGGGAAUCAACAACUCCUUCGUCACGCAGAUGAUUCUGAACGGCAUCAACUUUGGCACGACGUUCUAUGGCCUGUACAUUGUUGAGCAUUACGGACGGCGGAAGUCUCUCAUGGUCGGAUCGCUAUGGAUGUUCAUGAUGUUCCUCAUCUUCGCCAACGUCGGCCACUUCUCGCUCGACAAGCAGGAUCCUCAGAGAACAGAGUCCAGCGGCACAGCCAUGAUUGUUAUGGCGUCUUUCUUCAUCUUCGGAUUUGCGACUACAUGGGGUCCCAUGAUUUGGACCAUCUGCGGUGAACUCUACCCGUCCCGCUACCGCGCCAAAGGCAUGGCCCUCUCGACCGCCUCUAACUGGCUGUGGAACUUUCUUCUGGCGUUCUGGACUCCUUUUAUUGUAUCAGAUAUCGACUUUUUGUACGGGUACGUCUUUGCUGGCUGCAACCUGGUUGCCAUCCCGUUGAUCUACUUCUUCGUCAUUGAGGGACAAGGCCGUACGCUCGAGGAGAUCGAUACGAUGUACAUCCUAGGAGUAAAGCCAUGGAAGAGCAGCACCUGGGUACCACCACCGCCGGAAGAAAUUGCCAAGAUCCGCCGGGAGGCCGGCACGGCCGAGGGUCUCGAUGAGGCCGGGGAGAUUGCGCCGGCUGGGGAUCGCACCAGCGACGAGAGCAACAUGGAGAAGGAGGCCGAGAAAGAGGCCGAGCAUCAUGCCUGA